CGGUACACGAAUGCCUAAUUCUCCAAUUCAGAAGUCGAACCUCUGACUCUGUUUUACAUUAAAACCGGUGUUUUACACAACAAACCUUUGUUUCUUUGCAGUUUGCAACAUGGCUUCUGCUUCUUCAACCUCUGCUUCCCCCUCCGAUUUAUCGGAAGAAGAGCUCACCCUCACAGUCAAGUGGAGCGGCAAAGAGUACACUGUCCGAGUCUGUGGCGACGACUCUGUGGCCGAGUUGAAACGUCGAAUCUGUGAACUAACUAAUGUCUUGCCCAAAAGACAGAAGCUUCUUUACCCAAAAGUCGGAAACAAACUUGCCGAUGACUCUGUUUUGCUCUCCCAACUUCCCCUUAAGGCCUCUCUUAAGAUGACCAUGAUUGGUACUGUUGAAGAUGAAAUACUUGUGGAUCCAGUAGAAUCUCCAGAAAUUAUUGAUGAUUUUGAACUUGGGCAAGAAGAAGCUGUUGACAUUAAGGAUAAAGAAGUUAAUCAGCAGAAAUUGAGGAGACGUGUGAAUCAAUACAAGAUUAAACUAAGAGCACCAUGCCGUGAAGGAAAGAAACUGCUAGUUUUGGAUAUCGAUUAUACUUUAUUUGAUCACCGGUCCCCAGCAGAGAAUCCACUUCAACUUAUGAGGCCUUAUCUUCAUGAGUUUCUCACUGCUGCCUAUGCUGAGUAUGACAUCAUGAUAUGGUCUGCAACCAGCAUGAAGUGGGUUGAGCUGAAGAUGGGAGAGCUUGGGGUCCUCAAUAAUCCAAACUACAAAAUCACAGCACUUCUCGACCAUUUAGCUAUGAUCACAGUUCAAUCAGAUUCUCGUAAAAUUUUCGAUUGCAAGCCACUUGGCUUGAUUUGGGCUCAGUUUCCUGAGUUUUAUAGUUCCCAAAACACCAUAAUGUUUGACGAUCUACGGAGGAAUUUUGUGUUAAAUCCACAAAAUGGUUUGACGAUCAGGCCAUUCAGGAAGGCUCAUGCAAAUCGAGACAGCGACCAGGAGCUUGUGAAACUUACACAAUAUCUGCUAGCCAUUGCAGAUCUUGAUGACCUGAGCUCCCUUGAUCACAGUAACUGGGAAAAUUUUAUCAAGGAUAAUACCAAAAGACGUAGGCAGGCAUGAGAGUUAUUAUCAAGCUUUAAAAUUUCAAAAUAUUACUAUGACUAUCUAUUUGAGCUAGUUCAACUUUGCAGCUAGUUCUUUUGAAGGAUGUUAAUGCAGAUCCUCCUGGAAUUGCUGCUAAAGUUGAGGCUUCUCCUUGCUUCUCUUCUGGGUAUUUAAAUGACUGCAAUUGCAUCUGAAUUUUCAAGCUUGAGUAUUGACUCCUGAUGCCUAUAAAUUUUGUAAAAAUAUUUAAGUUCUGUGUUAUGGAUUCAUUUAUAGGGUUUAACUAUAUUGCUUGUUUGGAUUACCAAAAAGAAAAAACUUCUAUGCAUAAUUUUGCUAUUAAAAUAACAGUAAACUCUGUUGAUUUUGUUUAA
Molecule: messenger RNA, 1476 nt
Organism: Mangifera indica (mango)
Lineage: Eukaryota; Viridiplantae; Streptophyta; Magnoliopsida; Sapindales; Anacardiaceae
Product: ubiquitin-like domain-containing CTD phosphatase
Exons: 7
Coding region: 110-1117 (335 amino acids)
Cellular component (GO): nucleus
Molecular function (GO): protein binding; phosphoprotein phosphatase activity
Source: RefSeq, a predicted model, not a curated record